AGCCAACACGUUUCUUCCUUUUUGCUGACCCAGGUUAAGUGAGGCAGUUUUAAUCAUGGGAAAGUUUAUGAAACCCAACAAGGUCGUCUUGAUCCUUGCUGGAAGAUAUGCCGGCCGAAAAGGUAUCAUCGUCAAAAAUCAGGAUGAGGGUACGAACGACAGGCCUUACGGGCAUGCGCUUGUUGCUGGAAUCGACCGUUAUCCACGCAAAGUUACGAAACGGAUGUCAAAAAAGAAGAUUAAGAAGAGGAAUAAGAUCAAGACCUUCGUCAAAGUCGUUAACUAUAACCACCUGAUGCCAACAAGAUACUCCGUCGAUGUUCCAAUUGACAAAUCAUCUGUGAACAAAGAGGCAAUCCGGGAUGCGACUGGCAGGAGAAAGGCACGACGUGAAAUCAAAUCCCAAUUUGAAAAUCGCUACAAGACUGGAAAGAACAAGUGGUUUUUCCAGAAGCUUCGAUUCUAAAUGCGGUUUGAUGGAACAACAUCACAUGGACAAUGCAUGUUGAAAUGAUUUGUUAAUAACAAUGUUUCAUCAUAUUUGUGUAUCUUCCUGCCAUAAUGCAAUGACAACUCUUGUAGCCAUUUUACAACGUAAUGUCAUAUUUAUAGCAGGUUGUAACCAUGCUCACUUGGAAUAUAUUAUGUAGUUUUGUCACUUUUCAAACUUGUAAUAACAAUGUGCAUUGUUACAUGUUUUGUUGUCCAGGUCAAUUACAUGAACUUUUGCCUAA
Molecule: messenger RNA, 734 nt
Organism: Ciona intestinalis (vase tunicate)
Lineage: Eukaryota; Metazoa; Chordata; Ascidiacea; Phlebobranchia; Cionidae
Product: large ribosomal subunit protein eL27
Biological process (GO): translation
Cellular component (GO): ribosome
Molecular function (GO): structural constituent of ribosome
Source: RefSeq, a predicted model, not a curated record